Messenger RNA from Cyphomyrmex costatus, 2452 nucleotides. It is a transcript of the gene RhoBTB, whose product is annotated as Rho-related BTB domain containing. The record is from RefSeq and is a predicted model, not a curated record. Lineage: Eukaryota; Metazoa; Arthropoda; Insecta; Hymenoptera; Formicidae. Gene Ontology annotation, molecular function: GTP binding; protein binding; GTPase activity. Gene Ontology annotation, biological process: small GTPase-mediated signal transduction. The coding region runs from base 97 to 2295 and encodes 732 amino acids. The transcript has 13 exons.
AACGGUAGCAUCAUCAGUGACGGAGACAGCGGUUGAGAACUCGAGCGAUCUGGCAGGUGAGAGGGCAUAUUGUAUGAGCAGGGGAGACUGCCGGUGAUGGACAAUGAGCAACCGCACCAGGAACUGGUCAAGUGCGUGGUCGUGGGUGACACGGCAGUCGGAAAGACCAGACUGAUCUGCGCCAGGGCCUGCAACAAGCACGUGUCACUGUCACAACUCCUGACUACUCACGUGCCCACGGUCUGGGCUAUCGACCAAUAUCGGAUCUACAAGGAUGUAUUGGAGCGAUCUUGGGAGGUAGUAGACAAUGUAAACGUGUCGCUACGUCUCUGGGACACAUUUGGCGAUCACGAGAAGGAUCGGCGUUUCGCAUAUGGCAGGUCUGACGUCGUGUUACUAUGUUUCUCCAUAACCAACCCCGUUUCCUUGCGAAACUGCAAGGUGAUGUGGUAUCCCGAGAUAAGGAGGUUCUGCCCGCAGACACCGGUUCUCUUGGUCGGAUGCAAAAACGAUCUGCGAUAUAUGUAUCGGGACGAAACUUAUCUCAGUUACUUUCGCGAUCGCAGUCCUUUUGUAAGGGCUACGAGGAAAAGCGAUCUGGUUAUGCCGGAUCAGGCACGAGCGGUGGCGCGAGAACUCGGUGUGUGCUAUUACGAGACAAGCGUUUUCACUUAUUAUGGCGUGAACGAGGUGUUCGAAAAUUCGAUACGUGCCGCUCUAAUCGCACGUCGUCAGCAGCGUUUCUGGAUGACGAACUUGAAAAGAGUGCAAAGACCUUUGUUACAGGCACCAUUCUGUCCACCAAAACCUGUACCGCCGAAGGUAUGCUUGGCUGCAAGUACCUAUGAAGAGAACAUGAAGAGCCUGUGGACGAGGCCGGUUCACACGGACGUUACCCUGAUAGCGAGUAACUGCACGUUCUCGGUUCAUCGGUGCUUGCUCGCCGCCGCUUCGCCGGCGUUUCACCGGCUCUUCUCGAUGGAACUCGCUCAGGAAUUAACGCCGCGCAGCUCCAGCGAGUCCAGCAUGGUGAGCACUUUCGGCGAGGCCACCGUCGGUGACUUCAACGACGAUACCGAGUGCCUAAUUCGUAUCGAUCAAAGCAAACCCGCAAAAGUCUGGGAGCAACUUAAGCGACGAUCGAGUUUUCAAGUACUGCCGACGAUGGAUAAUCAGAGGAAAAGUAACAGCGCGACGAGGGAGCUGAAUCAUCCUGCCUUCCAAAAUAUUCGUAUAUGUAUGACUGAGAAUGCGAACGGUAUGCAGCAGCCCAUGACUGUGAUCACGCUGUCGAAGUUGAUCACGCCGCAGGCGAUGCAACAGUGCUUGCAAUUCAUUUACACGGGCAGCUUGGACAAACGGUAUCACGAUCUACAAGAGAUCAGGCAAGCGGCCGAAUUCCUCGAGUUGCCGCAAUUACUCAUGGUGCUCGGUAGCAUACAGACGCGGGAGCAGUUCGUCAAUAGCGAUCUCAAUAACCGGUACAAGCAAGUGGUUAGACAACGACUGGAAGAUAUCUGCUUGGAGCAAGGUCUCUUCGCUGAUGUGAUGUUUGAGCUAGAUGAUGGCAGCGUACCGGCCCACAAAGCGAUUCUCACUGCCCGAUGCGACGUAAUGAAAGCCAUGUUCUCUGGCGAUUUUCGCGAAAGUAGCGCAAAAGUCAUAGUCUUUCCUGGGGUUCGGGAGUACACAUUCCACAAGUUACUCUGCUAUCUUUACACGGACGAAGUGCCAGCGAUCUCUUCGGUCAGAUGCCUGAACCUAUUGGAACUAGCCAAUAGACUCUGCCUUCAACGAUUGGUCAAUUUAGUCGAGAGCAGAGUGAUUGAAGAUCUUGAACGGCUUUCGCAAAAUGAGGGGAACGACGCUGUGGAAAACUGCCUGAGGCUGUUGGAGCCGUGCAAGCUGCAUAAUGCCGAUCAGCUGGCCGACUGGUGCAUGAAUCAUCUGUGCGUUAACUAUAAUAAGCUAUGCAAAAUGUCACCUCGCAGCGUGCGGCUGCUUCAUCCGGAGAACCAGGAGUAUUUGAACGAGCACCGAUGGCCGCCGGUCUGGUAUUUGAAGGACUACGAUUACUAUCAGAAGUGUUUAGCGGAGCAGGUACGCGAGAACAAGCCGACGUUGAAGCGGAAUCGCAAUCAAUCUGGCUGUCUGUGUUUCUCGGGCUCGAGUAAAACCAGACGGGAGGGUAACGCCGAAAGCAGCGGAGGCACAAAGUCGACGACGUCGAGUGAGACGCCGGCAGAUCGGCCGCUCUUCGACGCCUCGACCGAGUCCGGUGAGCAAGCUGUAUGACAGGAACCAAGCGGCCUCAGCCGCUCCGUCAGAUUCAUCCUGGUCCUACCUGUGCUCAUGGUCUUCAUAUGCACUAUUUUUACCAUUUUGAUACUGCUACAGAUUUAUACUUAAGCGGACUGCAAGACACCAAAGAGACUACGCGUAAACGCACGAG